UCAACAAGUCAUCAAGUGCAUAAAUAUUAUAAAAAGGACUUUCUUGUUUUUUGAAAGUGAAAUUGAGUAUAAAUUAUGUCCAAAAUAACAAACAUAAUAUUGAUUUGUGUUGUGGCUUUUGCAUUUUUCAUGCAAAUUUCACUUGCUGCACCGGUGACUGAUAGUCGAGAAGGAAAUGAUUUCGUGGAUGAAAUCAUUCAUAGAUUAAAUCAAUUGAAGCAACAGAAUGAAGGAAAUCUUAACAAUCGGCCUGCAUAUUAUAGUAACUCUUAUCCACAAGGAAUAAAUCGAGUUCAUCGAACUCUUGAUAAUCUCGGUGGUGGGUAUUUGUUGAAACGAGCCGUGGAUUCACUUGGAGGUGGCCAUUUAUUGAAACGAACUCCUUCAGACUCUUCUAGAAGCAUGGACUCUUUAGGCGGAGCUUACAAACAUCAUGGAAGAAGCCAAAGAUUUGCUCCAGCUAGGCAUAGCUUAGACAGAUCUUCACUAUCUUCACUUUACAAUUACUACAGUCAUCCCAUGGGCUCUCAUCCGAAACGAAACUUUGAUGAAAUUGAUCGUUUUGGUGACUUUGACAAACGUAAUUUUGAUGAAAUUGACCGUUCAGGAUGGAACGACUUCGGAAAACGACAAACAAAUUUUGAUGAAAUCGACAGAAAUGGCUUCAAUGAAUUCAAAAAGAGAAAUUUCGAUGAAAUCGAUAGGCUUGGAUCGUUCACUGAUUUUUAACGCAAUGGUGGAUAUUAUUAAAAUUAUUAAUUGGAUAAAUUAAAGCCCCGUUUAGACAUUGUGCGAUUCUUAUAAAGUUAUAAAACGCUUUUAAUCAUGAAUGAAACUAUAAAAAAAAUCGAAAGGUAUUAAUCACCAAAGAAAAAAAACCACAAAUUUAUUCGAUCAUCAAUUUUGGACCAAUAUUUUCAUGUUUUUUUAAAGAGUGAUGAGUAUUUUUGAAUGAAAAAUAAAUAAUAAAAAAAAGAUUCAACUCAAAACGCUUUUGCAAU
Clunio marinus is the source of this 1001-nucleotide messenger RNA. The record is from the annotation of a GenBank genome assembly. NCBI's taxonomy places the organism in Eukaryota, Metazoa, Arthropoda, Insecta, Diptera, Chironomidae.